Molecule: messenger RNA, 2955 nt
Organism: Neltuma alba
Lineage: Eukaryota; Viridiplantae; Streptophyta; Magnoliopsida; Fabales; Fabaceae
Product: protein NETWORKED 2A-like
Exons: 2
Coding region: 1-2955 (984 amino acids)
Molecular function (GO): actin binding
Source: RefSeq, a predicted model, not a curated record
AUGGCUUUUUGGUGGGUUGGCAAGUGUUUGUUACAGAAGUCCUCGAAUCCAAAAUUUGAGCUCUUGAAAGCAUCCAGACAUCUAUGCAUGUGGCGAAGUAUCCUCCUCUCCAUGUCUGCCUCAUUAGACCCGAUUUUCACCAACCUGCUUUUCUUUUCCGAUCAAACUUUCUUCGACCUCCAUGAUCAGGAAAAUCGCAGCUGUUCUUUGAUUGCUUAUUUUGAAAUUAUUAAUACACAUGAACUAACAACAGAUAUGGAGGAGAAGGUCGCAGAGACCCUUCAAAUCCUCGAAGAUGAUGGCGACUCGUUUGCCCAACGGGCAGAAAUGUACUACAAGAAGAGGCCUGAGCUUGUAAGUUUUGUGGAAGAGACUUUCAGGGCAUAUAGAGCAUUAGCAGAGAGAUAUGAUCAUUUAUCAAGGGAACUCCAAAGUGCCAACCGCACAAUUGCUAGUGUUUUCCCAGACCAAGUUCAGUAUUCAGUGGAUGAAGAUUAUGAAGGUAGCCCAAGAUCCCCAGCACCUAAACCUGGAGUUCCUAGAAGUCAAAAGAAAGAUUUUAGAAGCCCUUCCAUGUUAAUGUCAAGGAAAGGGCCACCCAAAAAGACUGCUAGCUCUGCUAGACCCACGACAACUUCAAGUUCUGAGCUGAGCAUGGGUGAAGCGCUUGCAGAAAUUGACAAGCUGCAGAAGGAAAUUUUGGGGCUACAAACUGAGAAAGAGUUUGUGAGGAGCUUGUAUGAACGUUCCUAUGAUAAGUAUUGGGAAAUUGAGGACCAGAUCACAGAAAUGCAAAAGAGAGUUUGUAGCCUGCAGGAUGAGUUUGGCGUUGGUACGGUCAUCGAAGAUCAAGAGGCGCGAACUUUAAUGGCAGCCACGGCUCUGAAAUCAUGCCAUGAGACUUUGGUUAAGUUGCAAGAAGUUCAAGAAAAAGCAUCUGAGGAAGCUAAAGCAGAAUACCAAAAGGUUAAGGAAGCUCACGACGAGUUUGAGAUCCUUAGAGAUCAAUUUCUUUCUAAACAUGGGAGUUGCCUAGACUUAGACGAUCAUGGGGAUAAAUCUGAGAGCAGCAGAUCAGAAAAAAAGAGCUUAGAUGAAGAGAUGGAAAACUUGGAAAAAAUGACACGUGAUGUGGGGCAGUUGAGGGAGAAAAUUAAGGAACGACUAGGAGUAGAUUCAGCAAACUCUCUCACUGUAACAGAAAUGGCAGAAAGAAUUGAUGACCUUGUAAAUAAGGUUGCUACCCUGGAAACUGCAGUCUCCUCUCAGACUGCUUUGGUGAAGAGACUGAGGUCAGAGACGGGCGAACUUCAGAAAAAUAUACGGAGAUUGCAAGAGGACAAGGAAAUACUGAUAGAAGAUUCGGCCAACAUGAAAAAUAAGUUAAAAGAACUGGAGGAGGAAUUAAGGAAAGUUAAAUAUCUCCAACAAAACGUGGAACACCAAAACAGUAGCCUUCAAAAACACUUUACUGAGGCUAGCUGUAAUCUUGAGCAUCUCUCUGAAAGAUUGCACGAUGUGAAACAAGAUGAGGAAGCUGAGAAUUUGGUGCUCUACAAAGACACAAAAAGCACUUACGAAGGCAAACCAAAAAAGGUAUCUGAAGAACAAAAUGAUCAGCUGUCUGUUGAUAAAUCAGCAAUGGUGAAGGAUUUUAAGGUAACAAAUGAGGAGAAGGAAGAUGAUGGUGCGGAUCUUGGCUAUGACAUAAAUGAGGAGAACAAGUUCAAAUUGAAUGAAAAUGUUGACCUUAUGCAUGAAGGAAUUCAAAAUGUAUUGCAGCGGGAUAAGGGUGAUUUUUCCGAGACAGUAAGUAACGUUGACAUUGAAUCACAUGAGGGAGAAGGUCAACCUAACUGGAGACAAAUGUUCAUAAAUGGGUUAGAUGAUAGAGAGAAGAUAUUAUUGGAGGAAUACACAUUGGUGUUAAGGAACUAUGGGGAUGUAAGAAUGAGGCUAAAUGAAGUGGAGAAGAAAAAUAAGGACAGUAUUUUUGAGCUGUCGCGUCAGGUAAGGGAAUUAAUGAAUUCUCUUGUCAUGAAGGAUAAAGAGAUCAGCUUCUUACGUCAGAAGUUGGGCUGUCCAGAAGUGAAUCCUGAUGAAACUCCGUUAACCGCAAUGACAGAAUAUACAUAUACAACUCAAGAAGGAGGCAAAGAACAAGAAGCCAAGUCGCAGGACUCCGAAAUUUCAACCAUCAAGAAGCAUGAAGAAAAUGUGGGGGAAAACCAGGUGGUUCACAAGCGUCAUGCCCUCUCACCCCAUGAACAGAAGCUGCGUUCAGAUAUUGACGAUUUGCUGGAGGAGAAUCUAGAUUUCUGGUUGAGAUUUAGCACCUCAGUUCAUCAAAUUCAGAAAUUCCAAAACUCCAUCCAGGACUUACAAGCAGAGUUGUCAGCAAUAAAGGAUAACAGCAGGGCAGAAGGCAGUUCAAAGCAUUCCAUACAUUCUGAAGUUCGGCCUAUUUUCAGACACCUGAGAGAGAUAAGAACUGAGUUAUCACUGUGGUUGGAACAUAAUGUGAUUUUACAGGACGAAUUGCAGGGUAGAGAUUCAUCGUUGAACAACAUUCAAGAUGACAUAUCAAAAGCCUCCAACGGAGGCUCUGACACAGGGUUAAGCGAGUAUCAAGCAGCCAAGUUUCAAGGUGAGAUUACCAACAUGAAACAGGAGAACAACAAGGUCGCUAGUGAGCUGCAAGCAGGUCUGGGUCUUGUCAAGGGACUGAAUAAUGAAGUUGAGAAGACGCUAGCAGAAUUGGACCAAGCGUACGGGAUUAACAAUCACCCCCCCUUGAAACACUCGGCAAGCCGCAUGCGAAUACCUUUGAGAUCUUUCUUAUUUGGAGUCAAGUUAAAAAGGCAAAAGCAAUCAAAGCAAUCCCUCUUCGCGUGUGUGAAUCCAAUGCAGAAUCAAUAUAGUGAUAUAGCAGCACCCAAUAAUGCCCCUAUAUAG